Messenger RNA from Synchiropus splendidus (mandarinfish), 581 nucleotides. RefSeq names its product cytochrome c oxidase subunit 6A, mitochondrial. Gene Ontology annotation, biological process: mitochondrial electron transport, cytochrome c to oxygen. Lineage: Eukaryota; Metazoa; Chordata; Actinopteri; Syngnathiformes; Callionymidae. The transcript is spliced from 3 exons. The record is from RefSeq and is a predicted model, not a curated record. Gene Ontology annotation, molecular function: enzyme regulator activity. Bases 62 to 394 code for a protein of 110 amino acids. Gene Ontology annotation, cellular component: mitochondrial inner membrane.
ACCAAAGUGACGCAUGCGAGCAUAAAGUCGUUUCCGGUCCGCCGGUUGUCACUGAAGCAAAAUGGCGGCUCUCGGACGCAUCUCUCAAGUGUUGCUCAGGUCUGCUCUGUCUCAGACCAGGCGUCAGCUCUCCGCAGAGGCGGCUGCUCAUGGCGCUCAUUCAGCGAAGACAUGGAAGAUCUUGACGUUCGUGGUGGCCCUCCCUGGUGUCGCUGUGUGCAUGUUGAAUACGUGGCUGAAGGAGCAGGCUCACAGCCACGAGCAGCCAGAGUUCGUCGCCUACAGCCACCUCCGCAUCCGCUCCAAGCGUUUCCCGUGGGGAGAUGGCAACAAAACUCUUUUCCACAACUCUCACUUGAACGCACUUCCUGAUGGCUAUGAAGGACACGACUAGAUUCUCCUGCCAGACGUCAGCGCUGGAGGCCACCUUUCAUGUUCAUUUCAGGACCACCCUCUUCAUUCUGCUCAUGUUGUUUACCUCCAUGCUCAGCCCUGAGCACCUCAACAAACACUUCCCAUCUCCUGGACCACAGAGCAACAUGUUCUUAAAACCUGAAUAAAUAUCAAUAUUACCUCUAAAA